AUGGCGGCCUUCGGGGCCCGGGUGGAGCCGCCACCGCCGCCACCUUCUCAGCCUCUGCAGCCGCAUCUGCAGCAGCCGCAGCCGUGGGCGGCGUCGGGCCCGCGCUUCCGCUGGUACCGCUACCAAGAGGCGGCCGGGCCGCGGCAGGCGCUGCGGAGGCUCCGCGAGCUGUGCCGCCAGUGGCUGCGGCCCGAGCGCCACAGCAAGGAGCAGAUCCUGGAGCUGCUGGUGCUCGAGCAGUUCCUGACCAUCCUGCCGGCCGACGUGCAGGCCUGGGUGCGAGGCCGCAGCCCGCGCUCCGGGGACGAGGCGGCCGCCGGCGUGGAGCUGCUGCUGCGGCUGAGGCUGCAGCAGGAGCAGGGGGCCGAGCCGCAGGUCAGCGCCCCGACGGGACGGGCCCCAGGGAGGGGGAGGGGCGACGGGGGGAUGGGAGGAAGGACUGCAGGCGGCCCACCCUUCCUGUCCCGGCCACGGCCCCGACCAGUGCACACGGCCACCUUGGCAGGCUCCUUACAAUUCAGCCUUCCACAGAAUCUCAUAGUUGAAAAGGAUCUUAGAAGUCACCAGUCCAGAAAUCCCUUUGGCAACAUCUCCAACAAGUACUUAUCCCGAACUACUGGAAGACCUAGAGUACCAGGCUUUGCCCAGCAACCGGAAGUGCUGUCAGAGGAGAAAGCGACAGAGAUGACAAUCCUAGGAGCAGUGCCAGAGUCAUCUGCUUUGCCUCCCAUCAGUGACUCUUCAAGAACAAAGUCUGAAUCUCUUCACCAUGGAACUGUGGUCUCCCUCCAGGAUCCCCAGCAAGAUCAUGAAACCAGGACUGUGAAUGAGGAGUUAAUUCUAAAGCAGGAAAUUUCUGAAGAGGUAGAAUCCCAGUGGAUGGUUUCAGAAAGACCCACAGAGGAAGUUUCCCAGGGACCUGUGUUUGGAGAAGCCCUUGAACAGGAGGUCAGGUUAGAGAGGCAAACAGGAAAAUCUGGGGAGGAGAGCCUGAACAGAUCCCUUUCCUUGGAAAGGGGUUUCAGACCAGUGACAGCAAUCCACCAGACAGCCUCCAUAGGGGAGCAAGGCCAAGAAUUUGAUGAAUUUGAGAGAACCUUCAGUCUGAGUUCAAAUCAUGUUACAGAUCAGAGAUUUCCUAUUGAAGAGGAUGCUCAUUGUGAUACCUGUGGUGAAAUCUUUCAAGAAACCUCAGAGCUUAUUGAACAUGAGAAAAUUCACAUUGGAGAGAAACCUUAUAAAUGUGAUGAUUGUGGAAAGGCCUUUGAUGGGGCAGAGGCCGGCCACCGAGAUGUCAAAUCCUCCCCGCCGCCUAGAGCGGCCGCGCGGGGCCUCCUGGCCUCAGAAGGCACCAAGACCCUCGCUUCCGGUCAGAGGUUUCUGUCUCGCGCGGGGCGUCUCUGCAGCGCCGGACUUGGCCCGGCGUGCCGGCAGGGGGCGGGCCCCGAGGUGGGGCUUUGGGUGCCGGGGCGGCCCCAUCAGGGAGCGGCUCUAACUCUGGAGGAGCUGGAGCUGGGACCGAGCUGGGCCAGGCGAGGCCUCCGCCCUCCUGCACGCAUGCGGACACGCGCACCCCGCCACGCCAAUCUCGGCCCCUUCCACUCCCCGCCCCCCCCAUCCGCCCCUCACCCUGAUGCUCCGCUUGGGCUUCGCGGCCGGCUGCUGCAGUUUGCCCGCAGAUUCUCCGCCAAGCUCCAGCCGACCCUGCCCCCCCCCAUCCAAACCCCCGCUGAGCUCCAGCGGAGUCCGAACAGAGCCCCAGCGGAACCCCCUCUACCCCUACCCCCCCCAGCCCUAGCCGAGCGCCCGUUUGAGAUACGGCUGCGGCCGGAGUCCCCGUCAAACAUCAGACCCUCGAGCAAUAAUACGGUUCCUGCCCAUUCCACCACAGGAAGGCCAGGAAAACUGACAAUGGAGGCUGAAUGCCUGUCAACCAGGCCCCAGGCAUUAAUGAUAUUUGAGGAUGUGGCUGUUUACCUCACCAGAGGUGAGUGGAACUGUCUGGAGCCUGCUCAGAAGAGCCUCUACAGGGAUGUGAUGCUGGAGAAUUAUGAGAACAUGAUCUCAUUGGGAUUUCCAGUAUCUAAACCUGAUGUGAUCUCCCAGCUGGAGCGAGGGGAGGAACCAUGGGUUGUGCACACACAGGAGAAAGUGACCUUGAAAGGAGAUUGUUCAGAUUUGGAGACCAGGCCUGAGAAUGAGAGGUUGUCUCUAAAGCAGAAAAUUUCUAAGGAGAUGGAAUUAGAAGUGGCUGCUUUGGAAAGAUUUUCAGGGUAUCUUCCUCAGAAAUUCAGAUGUGAAGAAGCUUGUGAAAAUAAAGACAAAUCAAAGGAAAAUCAGGACUGUCUAACAGAAAGACUGAAAAAGCUUUUUUCACAGAAGAAAGGUUUCAAGCCAGUGACAGUGAUCCACCAGAAAUCGCCUACGAGGGAGAGACAUCAAGAAUGUAAUGAAUUUCAGAAAAACUUCAGAAAGGAGUCAAACCCUGUUGGACAUCAAAGAAUUCCUUUUGGAAGGAAGACUCAGCCAUGUGAUAAAAUGAACCAAAGCUUCAAACAGGAUUCAGAUCAAAUAAAGGGCCAAGUGGAAAAGAAAUCUUGUAAACCUAAUGCAUAUCAGAAAAGUUUGAGGCAAAGCUCAGCCCAAUCUGGACAUCAUCAAAGUAACUAUGGAGAGAAACCCUAUGAGUGUAAUGAAUGUGGAAAAACCUUCCGUCAAAGCUCAGCCCUUAAUCUUCAUCACAGAAUUCAUACUGGUGAGAAACCCUAUGAGUGUAAUGAGUGUGGGCAAACCUUUAGCCAGCUUUCUAACCUUAGCACACAUCAGAGAAUUCACACUGGAGAGAAACCUUAUGAGUGUACAGAAUGUGGGAAAGCCUUUCGUCAGCAUUCAGUUUUUAUUCGGCACCACAGAAUUCACACUGGUGAGAAACCGUAUGAGUGUAAUGAAUGUGGGAAAGCCUUUACUACCUGUUCAUCCCUUAUUCUUCAUUACAGAAUCCAUACUGGAGAGAAACCCUAUGAAUGUAGUGAAUGUGGUAAAGCCUUCAGUCAGAGCUCAUCCCUUAUUCUGCAUCAUAGAAUUCAUACUGGAGAGAAACCAUUUAAAUGUAAUGAAUGUGGACAAACCUUUAGCCAGUUAUCAACCCUUAUUAAACAUGAGAGAACACAUAAUGGAGAGAAACCCUAUUUAUGUAAUGAAUGUGGAAAAUCUUUCCGUCAGGACUCUCAACUUCUAUUUCAUCAGAGAACUCACAAUGGUGAGAAACCCUUUCAGUGUAAUGUAUGUGGGAAAGACUUCAGUGCUCGUGCAUCCCUCAUUCAGCACCAGAGAAUUCAUACUGGAGAGAAGCCCUAUGAGUGCAGUGAAUGUGAGAAAGCCUUCCGUAGACGCUCAGAAUUUAUUCGGCAUCAGAGGGUACAUACUGGAGAAAAACCAUAUGUAUGUAAUCAGUGUGAAAAAUCCUUCAGUGUACACUCUUGCUUUAUCCGACACCAGAGAAUUCACACGGGUGAGAAGCCUUAUAAAUGCAACGAAUGUGGGAAGGCCUUCCGUCAGAGCUCUCAUCUUCUUACACAUCAGAGAAUUCAUACUGGAGAGAAACCUUUCGAGUGUAAAGAAUGUAGGAAGUCUUUUUGUCACAGAAUAUCCCUCAUUCAACAUCAGAGAGUUCACAUUGGAGAGAGACCCUGUGAAAAAGUUGUCACUUCAUGACUUACCCACUAUUCAAGAAGUAAUCUGUCCAAUUUAUGUUCUCUUUCA
This is a messenger RNA of Trichosurus vulpecula (common brushtail), 3762 nucleotides long. RefSeq names its product zinc finger protein 616-like. NCBI's taxonomy places the organism in Eukaryota, Metazoa, Chordata, Mammalia, Diprotodontia, Phalangeridae. Bases 1 to 3714 code for a protein of 1237 amino acids. The transcript has 10 exons. The record is from RefSeq and is a predicted model, not a curated record. Gene Ontology annotation, biological process: regulation of DNA-templated transcription. Gene Ontology annotation, molecular function: RNA polymerase II cis-regulatory region sequence-specific DNA binding; DNA-binding transcription factor activity, RNA polymerase II-specific.